AUGUGGUAUUUUAAAUAUGGAAAUAGGCCCAAAGCGAGUGCUUUCACAGGAAAUGGAAUUAGCGCAUUGAGCAGUGCAGUGGAAUCAGGAAUCAGCAACAAUAUACCCACAGAAACGGUAACUCACGGAAAUGGCAUUGUUUGUGCAUUUCUCGAAUUGUCAAUCAGACGAAAUGACAGACAACGAGUUUUAAUGCUCCCAGGAACAUUUACUACAGUGAGUGGUGAUUAUUUCAUUCAUAUCUGUGCAUUUCACUGGGUUGACACAAAAGUGAAUUGUUUUAAAAAGCGUUAG
Messenger RNA from Echinococcus granulosus, 294 nucleotides. RefSeq lists its product as hypothetical. NCBI's taxonomy places the organism in Eukaryota, Metazoa, Platyhelminthes, Cestoda, Cyclophyllidea, Taeniidae. The transcript is spliced from 2 exons. The record is from RefSeq and is a predicted model, not a curated record. Bases 1 to 294 code for a protein of 97 amino acids.